Ailuropoda melanoleuca (giant panda) is the source of this 3018-nucleotide messenger RNA. Its product is annotated as 2'-5'-oligoadenylate synthase 3. Gene Ontology annotation, biological process: regulation of ribonuclease activity. Bases 218 to 892 code for a protein of 224 amino acids. Gene Ontology annotation, molecular function: 2'-5'-oligoadenylate synthetase activity; double-stranded RNA binding. The record is from RefSeq and is a predicted model, not a curated record. Gene Ontology annotation, cellular component: nucleoplasm; membrane; cytosol. The transcript is spliced from 5 exons. Lineage: Eukaryota; Metazoa; Chordata; Mammalia; Carnivora; Ursidae.
CUCAAGGUUAGUUUAGGUUUUACCCACAUUGUAUCGUUUGUCUUCACAGGGUGGUUCUUACGUAAAGGGGACUGAUACCCAAGGAUGCUCUGAGAUUGACAUCGUGUUGUUCAGUGAUGUGUUUGCCAAUGUGAACCACUGCAAGAAACAACUGAGAGAAGGGUUGGAUGCUCUGAGAGAAAACUUGAAGCAAACUUCACAUGGAGACAGGAUUCUAAUGGGAAAGAGAGCACCAUUGUCUUUAAGAUUCAGUUUUGUAUGCACGGAAGGUCUUCACAGGCAUUCCUUUGAGAUCAUGGCCUACUGUGACAUCCUGGGGCCUGACCCCUCCACAGAUUUAAAACUUCACCUUUACCGCAAACUGUACCUCUGUAACGACAGUGACAUGGCCCAGCUGUGUGCCUUGGCCCUCUUGCCAUACCAGGUGGAUUUUGUCAAGGCAUCCGUGGCGAGGGUGAAGGAGCUCAUUCGUUUAAUGAUACACUGGUUCAAGACAUCAUUUGCCAACUCCACAGAGGAAAAUAAGUUCCGGAGACUUCCUUCCUCUUACACAGUGGAGCUCCUCACCAUUCACGUCUGGGAACUGGCGGGAAAGCCGCUGCUCUUCAGCCUGGUGCAGGGAAUGAGGGCAGUCCUCAAGCUUCUGGUUCGAUAUGCAGAAAUCGAUGUUGUUUGGCACAGACACUACCAUCCCAAGUUCCCCAUUUUUGUAAAGGUGAACCAGAAACACACAAGGCCAUUCAUUUUAGACCCUGCCAAUCCUACUAUCAACGUGUGUGACACCUGCAAUGCCUGGGACGAAGUUGCCCUUGUGGCGAGACAUAGCCUACUGAAGCCUCUUUUCAGCAGAGUGAGAGCUGAGCCGCCUUGGCUUUUCACAAACAACUGGUGAAUUGGGCAAGGAGCUACUGUCCUUGGAUUUCCAUGAAGAAAAUAAAAAGGACGCAGAACAUAUUCCCAGUUAGAGUGCUCUGGAUGAAAGGCAAUAUGAUUAGUCUUACUCUAAUUCACGACGUUAGUGACCCAGUCUUUAACAAACAUAUUGAUGUGACUCAUCAUUUGAGAUAAAAGAAUCCAUUUCAGCCUUUAGGAGAAUUGAACCCUCCUCUCCCAUUUUUUGGAUUUAUUUGUUUUGGUGACCUUGUGGCCAAAAAAAACAUUUUUAAAGAUCUAAGUAGCCACAGUGAGUAAAUAAAUAAAACAAAAUUCCCAGGUCAUUUGAGAGAAGAUUAACUGAAAGGGUAAAAUCACUCCCAUUUUUUAGUUUUAGUUCAUUAUGGCUUCAGGUUGACUUUUCAACUCUCCGGGUGGUCUGGUAUUUCGUUGGGUCACCUGUGUUUUCAAAAUUUCCCUACGAAAACCUGCUUGCACUAAGUACAGCCCAUUCACUUCCAGACAUAAACUAACAAAUCAGUAUAUGGAAAUAUCUGGAAGAGACUCCUUGGAUUGCCUCAGAAUAAACUCUUUCCAAAAUCAUUUUAUGUCACAACUCAUGGGUCAGAGUGGAGCCCUUCUUAAGGUUGCAAGGUGCUCAGCCAUAAGUAAGGGCAGAUUAAGUACCCAGGCUAUGAGCUGUCCAGUUUUGCCACAGUUGUUUUCAAUUGGUGGCAUCAGUUGUUUUCUUUUCUAUUAAGUAGCAUUAGCAGCCACUGAUAAUGAAAGCCAGGGCCCACAAGAAAUAGACCAGAGGAAAUUUCCUGACUCACUUGCAUAGCAACGAUUCAUCAGCACAGAAGAUAUAUGAAGUGUGACUGCAGAUUAAUGUGAGUGAUUAGGCUUCUCCACAUGACAGAACUCUUUCAUAUAAAUGAGCACUGGUCCCUUCAGGCAAGUCUUCAGAGAACUUCUAUGCUUAUUCCAGUGAUGUGAUUGGUCUGGAAACACUUUUAGACUUCCCCUCAGGGGAGAAUGUUCUUUUGAACAUCCUUAAUGGUGACAAAAUUUGUCCUUUGAGAGUGGAUUUGAUUUUUGGAAAUGGUACAAUGUAUUCAUAGUGGACAUCUGUUAUUUUUUGUCUACCCAGAAUCCUUUUCCCCAAUUAAUGGUUGGAGAGACUGCAGUUCUUCUAUUGUUUAUUCUGUCUCUGAAGGCUCUUAAGGACAAAUAUUUUUUAAAUGUCUUGGGAAGUGGCCACAUUUCCUCACUUUGGUAACCGAACCCAUAUUUCCCUCAGGUGACUCCUUCUUCUCCACUAGGUCUACGUUGUUUAGAUGGGAUGAAUUGACUACUAGUUCUAGGGGGACAGGCAUGUGCCUCGGGAAUGGCACAGUGAUUGAUUGAACUAAAACACCACCACUAUAGCACCCGGUUCUGGAAUUUGGAUUUGAACUGCUGGGAAGAGAAUUUCUUCUGCUGCUAUGAGGGAAGCAUGAAACUGCCAGUCACCGUCUUGCUACUCCAAGGGGACAGCCUGCCUAAAAAUGGAGCCAACACAAAAGAGAACUGAUUUGGGAAAUGAGCAAUGAUACACAUGCAUGCACUAUGUACACAUCAACAUCAUGAGAGAGAUCAAGUUCUGGAUGUGCUCCUGGAUACAGAUGUACUUAGAACAAACACUCUUGUGUCACAAGCCAAUAAACUCCCCCUUUGCUUAGUAGGCUGGAUUUGGGUUUCUACCUUACAACCAAGUGAGUCCUGACUAGUCGAGUAGAACAAAGCCAGGUCUGGUGAAUGAAUUAACGCAUAUCAAGGAGUAAGGAAGGUACCAACACAACGAUAACAAAUUUCUACUCAAGAAGCAUUCAUUGAGCACCUGCUAAGUAUUUGAUCUAAUAGUCCAGAUGCUAAGAUAAACUAGUCAGUUCAGGAUGGCAAGGAGCUUUCAGCCAACAAUAGACACUGCUUUUCUUCUUCCUUUGCUCACAUGAAUUCAGAGGACCAUUGCCAAAGACGAGCGCAGGACUGAUUUUCUUUGUCUUUGGCAAAGAUGGCAUUCUUGAGCAUUGUCAGAGCAUGUUAUUAGUUUCCUGAGGUAACUGAUUUUUUAAGAAGACAGUUAUCUGAGGUUGUGAAUUCUAU